Leucoraja erinaceus (little skate) is the source of this 5156-nucleotide messenger RNA. Its product is annotated as EEF1A lysine methyltransferase 3-like. The transcript has 4 exons. Gene Ontology annotation, cellular component: cytoplasm; cytosol. Gene Ontology annotation, biological process: peptidyl-lysine methylation. The record is from RefSeq and is a predicted model, not a curated record. Gene Ontology annotation, molecular function: protein-lysine N-methyltransferase activity. The coding region runs from base 1202 to 1933 and encodes 243 amino acids. Lineage: Eukaryota; Metazoa; Chordata; Chondrichthyes; Rajiformes; Rajidae.
AUGGUCUACUCCUGCGCCUAUUGUCUAUUAUCCCCAUUCUGUUCACCGAUCCUUUUAGGCUGAACGCUUAUUUCCCCUCAAAUAUUCAUCCUCUUUUUCCUAUGAAAUAAUUGAUUGUUUCUGCUUCCACCAUCACCAUAACCAGUGGAUUCCUCACCUCCCCGUCUCUCAUUCCUCAAUUUGGUCCUAAAUCAUUGGGAAUUAAUGGAAAGAGAUUGACUUUGUCCGCCACUAUCACCUUUCAACCUUACAUGUCCCGAUGAGAACAACCCACCUCUUGCAGCCUAAUCUUGUAGCUGAGAUCCUUUAUCCCUCGAACCAUUCUGGUGUGGAGUUUGCACGUUCUCCCUGCGACCACGUGGGUUUACUCCGUGUGCUCCGAUUUCCAGAUUUGUAGGUUAGUUGGUCCUCUGUAAAUUGCCCCCCGUGUGUAGGGAAUGAAUGAGGACCUGGGAUAACACAGAACGGAUAAACGGUUGUCAUAGAUUCGAUGGGUCCAAUGGCCUGUUUCCAUGCUGUAUCUUUCAUUGGGUUUUUUUGUCCUGAGGUUUGGGUUUGAAACCAGGAGUCAGAGGUGGGAGUUCCACCCUUGGAGGCAGAGACUUGCCCAUUGUGGUCGUGAGGUAGCAUCACUGGCAGAGCUAGCCCCCAACAAGAGGCUAAAAUCAUCUCACAGCGGCGAAAAUAUAUAUAAAUUAGGAGCAAAAGAGCCCUCUUUGAAUCCGGGUCGGAGCAAGCAUUACCGACAGGGAUUUAGCUUAGCUUGGAGACGCUGUAUUGAAACAGCCCCUUUGGCCCAUCGAGUCGCCAUAGACUCGGUGGGCCGAAGGAUGUUUACAUGCAGCAUCUCUGAGAACACAUCUCCCGCACAAUGAAUGCACUCCGCACCGAUAGGCCACCCAUGCAGUGAAUUCAGUCGCCCGCAGCGCAGUCGGUGAUCGCUCAGCCGCCGGCCUUUUCAUUGGCUGUUGGAAAAUUGUGUCAGGGUCGCAUGUUUUAAAAUCCUGAACUUGAUCAGCAACUUGCACAAGGCGUUCCCGUUCUCUGGGACAUCGCUGACAGCGUUGGGAGCUGUCCUUGCCCGCUGUAUUGGGGAGAGGCGCAGUGGCGGCCCGCAAAGGCGCGAAGCAGGUUCGCCGGGGCUUAACUGGACCGAGUGAAGUCGUGUUGAAAGGAACCGAGCCGGACUUUGGAGCGGACGAUGGCAGCCCUGCUGAAAAGAGUGUCAUUACGCACUGUGGAGAAAGAUGAGAAUGUCACCUUGGUGGAUUCUUACGAUGUUUGUGGUUUCCUUUUAGAAAUCGGCGUGCGCCCAUUCUCCGAGCUUGGGUUUGGAACCUCUGUCUGGGGUGCUUGUCGUGCUCUGUGUCAUUACUUCGAGAAACAGAAAGUAAAAUUUUACAAUAAAAAGGUGAUUGAACUAGGAGCCGGCACGGGCAUGUUGGGUAUUCUUGCUGUCCUUCUGGGUGGUGAGGUCACCAUCACCGACAGACCAGGGCUGUUGAAGAUCAUAGAACGUAAUGUGUCCGUCAAUGUCCCCUACCCCGACAGGUCCCGCGCCACCGUCUCUGCCCUGUCCUGGGGGUACGACCACACGCUCUUUCCCUCAGACUAUGACUUCAUCCUUGGCGGAGACAUCCUCUACCAGCCCGCAAACAUCCCUUUAUUACUGAAGACCAUUCAACACCUCAGCAAUGAGAUGACCACCAUCUAUUUUGCCUCACCCAUGUCCAUUCAUCGACGGAUGAUCAGCUUCACCUACCAGAAGCUCGCUGAGUACUUCCACAUUGACCUGGUGGCCAGGUAUGAAGAUGAAGACAUCAAUGUAUACAAAAUGACCAAGAUAGGCUCGUCUUACUGGAGGGCACCUCCCGUGAUCGAGGAUGAAUUCAAUUUCUCCUACAACGCGAUGAUUAAUGGCUUCGCUCGCUGAGGAUUACAGUAACAAAGAAACGGGGGCAGGCAUUGGCCAAAUCACCGAACCAACCAGCUCGGGUAGUGAAUGGGAACAGAAGUCUUCGCUGCCUGGAGGUUACAUUGUAUAGAAAAUCUAGACAGGUAAUUUACAGUAAGAUCAAUAAAUGCUGGAGAUCUUAGCUUAGCAGGUCAGGCAGCAUCUGUGGGGAGAGAAGGAGGGUGUCAGAUUGACUAUCUUUCACCAGAACUAGGUAAACCUGGAUAAACUGCGUUAACUUACUGCAAUCCUGCCACAAACUCUCCUGACUCAGCGUUUAGUUUAGUUUAGAGAUACAGCGUGGAACCGGGUCCUUUGGCCCACCGAGUCCCCGCGUGUAGCGAUCCCCUCACACUAGCACUGUCCUACACACACUAGAACCAUUUAUAAUUGUACCAAGCCAAUUAACCUACAAACCUGUAUGUCUUUGGAGCGUGGGAGGAAACCGGAGCACCCAGAGCAAACCCACGUGGGUUAUGGGGAGAAUGUGCAAACUCCGUACAAAUAGCAUCCGUGGCCAGGAUCGAAACUGGGUGUCUAGCGCUGUAAAGCAGUAACUCAACCGCUGCGCCUCUGUGCCGCUCUUUCAAAUGCAACAAUUUCAGAUAAUCAAUUUCAAUUUUACAUAUCCAGCACCCACGUUAUUUCCUUAUUGUAAUUUAAGAAAGUUAUUCUGCUGUUCCUGUCUACAUCUCCUUUAGAGCAACCUUUCAUUGCUAUACCUUUCCCUUGAGUAAAAAGCAAGUGCUUGUCAGCGAAGCGAUGCAGUCAGAUUGGGAUGGGAUUUGCUGUCUGACGAGUGAUUGCGCAGAGUCUGAAUGGCAAAGAUUGACACAGAUUGAGAAUGUACAGAAGCUUGAAAGCACGCACCACCAGACUCAGGAACAGUUUCUUCCUCGCUGUUAUCAGGCACCCAAACCACUCUUGAAUAAACUAGAAAAUAAUCCCAUUCAACGCUUCCCCAUUGCUGACAAUUAGUGUGAAGAAGGGAAUCGAUCCAAAACGUUACCUAUCCAUUCCAUCCACAGAUGCUGUCUGAUCCUCUGAGCUCCUCCGACACUUUGUGUUUUAUUCAGUUGACAGGAUGUGUUGCUCUGGGUCGAGGUGAUGACCUUAAACAAACUUUGGUCAGUUAAAGGUUCUGUCAUUUAUUAAAACACUACAAACUUUUUGUUUUCAAUAAAAUGAAUGAGUAAUUAUCAUUACUUUGAACAAGUGUUUUGGUCACUACAAAACCAUACCUACUCGAAUCAGAUGUACUGUAUAUCUAUUUUGGACGGCGCAGUGGGGAGAGCUGCUGACUCACAGCGCCAAAGACACGGGUUCCAGCCGGACCUCUGGUCCUGCCUCGGGUGGAGUUUGCACGUUCUCCCUGUGACCGCGUGAGUUUCUUCUGGGUGCUCUGGUUUCCUCGCACAUCCCGAAGAGGUGUGGGUUUGUAGGUUAAUUGGCUUUUGUAAAUUGUCCCUAAUGUGUAGGAGAUGAAUGAACAAGUAGGAUAACAUAGAACUAGUUACCAACGGUCGGCAUGGACAGGGUGGGCCAAAGGGCUUGUUUCCAUGCUGUAAUCCCUGAACUGAAUGUUAUUUAAAUCAGUGGUGUGAUUUUGGGAUGUUUAUUUUGAAAUCACCUAAUUUAUAUAUUAUCCAGAGCACUGUAACAAAAAUUGCUGAUAAAUAUCUUUCCCAAAUAAACCUACUUAUUUCACAAUUUUAAAUUAAUUGUCUGGGGAUUGAUGCAAUCCCAGUUGCAUCUGUGAGUUUUAACAGUUCUGCCAACUCUGCGUUCUCUUGUUUUGGUAAUUUUCUUCAUUGGAAAGUAUUUCUAUUUAAUAUUCACACCAAAAUAACAGUUCCUAAAAUUGCGGUCAGAUAUCGCAGGCCUAUCAAAUCCUCAGUGCAGUUUAUUGGUUUCUUGUUUCUUGGUUUCUUCAUCCUCCAAAAUAUUCCAAAUAUAAUUUAAACUGGAGGUGGUGGAGGGAGGACUUAAGCCAGAAAGGGUUAUUGGGAAGAAAGAGCUACUUUAAAUUUUACAGUAUUACACAGGACAACUGGAAGGUGGCGGUUUACUUGAUAGAUUGAAAUGUGUAACCUUACCAAGUUUUGCAUUGGCAGUUUUAACAAACAAUGGGUGCAAUUCUAUGAAGAUCCUUUAAUCAGUGAUUUUUUAAAAAUUAGGUCACGACUUUAUGGACGAUUGGAUCGCAGCAUGGAGAGAUAAAAACUGUGAUUGUUUACAAAUUUAAAUUGUGAAUUUUUAGUCUAUUCAUAUGAUCUAGUGACAGGUCCCAAGCAAGAGAGAAUUCUGCUGUGUUGUUACUCAAACAUUUCAAAUUCAUCUGCUCUUAGUUUAGUUGAGUCUAGAGUUACAGCAUGGAGUCCGCACUGACCAGUGAUCACGCCAUACACUAGCACUAUCAUACACAAUAGGGACAAUUUAUAAUCUUUACCGUAACCAAUUAACCUACAAACCUAUAUGUAUUUUGGCACCCUCGGAAGUUAUUUAGCUUCUAAAAUUAUUUAUUUAUAAAAUCCAAAACGUGCCCGGCACAUUUAUGGGUUGGGAGGGUCCAACGUUGUCCAACAAGGUGAAGAGAAUGCUUCACAGUUCACUAUUCAGUUGUGUUUAUUUAUUUAUUGUCAUGUGUACCGAGGUGCAGUGAAAAAUUUUUUUGUAGGAUGCUAUAGAGACAGUGGAAGACUGCAUGAUUACAGUCGCGCCUUCCACAGUAUACAGUUACAGGAUAAAGGGAAUAAUGUUCAGUGCAAGAUAAAGUCCAGCAAAGUCCAAUUAAGGAUCGUCUGAGGGACUCCAUAUCUAACUCCUUGUCAUUCUUAGCAAGCAGGCCACAGGGUGAUAGAUAUAAGGAUACGGUGGGCUGGAGUAACUCAGCGGAUCAGGCAGCAUCUCUGGACAACAUGGAUAGGUGACAUUUCGUGGUCAGGACCAUUUUUCAUCCAUGUUCUCCAGAGAUGCUGCCUAACCCGCCGAGUUACUCCAGUACUUUGUCCUUGUGUGUAAAACCAGCAUCUGUAGUUCUUUGUUUCUACAUUCUAAUGUUAAAGAUGGUGUGUUGUCUUCCUGGUCCAGGGUAAGAGGUUUCACAAAUCGCAGAUUCUGAUUCACAUCAGAUUAGUUAUUAUCAUAUACACCAGGCUAGAAUGAUAUUCCAUGCAUAAAUCCCAUAAAAUGAACAGAAUAC